Messenger RNA from Cynoglossus semilaevis (tongue sole), 1446 nucleotides. RefSeq names its product CCAAT enhancer binding protein alpha (gene cebpa). Gene Ontology annotation, biological process: DNA-templated transcription; myeloid cell differentiation; regulation of transcription by RNA polymerase II. Gene Ontology annotation, molecular function: RNA polymerase II cis-regulatory region sequence-specific DNA binding; DNA-binding transcription factor activity, RNA polymerase II-specific. Lineage: Eukaryota; Metazoa; Chordata; Actinopteri; Pleuronectiformes; Cynoglossidae. The coding region runs from base 197 to 1135 and encodes 312 amino acids. The transcript has a single exon. The record is from RefSeq and is a predicted model, not a curated record.
CACUUUUAUUGAGCUGCAAGAAUCACAGCUCUUUCAUCCUCUCUCUCGCUCCUUCUCUCUCUCUCCGUGUGUUUGUGUCUGUGUCUCUCACCCUUAUUCUUGGACCUCCGACUCUCUCCCUCUCUCUCGGCCCCGGUCUCUGUCCACCCUGGAUUCCCGCAGCUCCUCGCCAUGUGUGUCCGGCUUUAGAUUGUCCAUGGAGAUGUCUAACCUGUACGAGGUUGCCCCCCGGCCUCUGCCCCACAGUCAGCAGCCUCCCUCUGGCUACAGAGACGCAGCUGAGCUCGGUGGUGACAUCGGAGACAACGAGACCUCCAUCGACCUGAGUGCGUACAUCGACCCGGCGUCCUUUAACGACGACUUCUUGGCGGAUUUGUUUCACCACAACUCCCGGCAGGAGAAGCUGAAGCUCAUGAGCGGAGACUUUGACCCGGUCCAGUGCGGCGGUGGCGGGGGUCCUGGCCCGCACCAACACCACCAGCAGCACCAGCAGCAGCACCAGCAGCAGCACCAGCAACACCAACAGCACCUAAUGUGCGGCUACAUGGACUCCAAACUGGAGCCGCUGUACGAGCACAGUCCGCAGCGCCUGCGCCCUGUGGCCAUUAAGCAGGAGCCGCGGGACGAAGAGGACCUGGGAGCGGGAAUGCCACCGUCCUACCUGCACCACCCGCCACACUACUCCCAGCAGCCGCAGCUGCCGCACCUCCAGUACCAGAUUGCGCACUGCGCGCAAACCACCAUGCACCUGCAGUCCGGUCACCCGACUCCUCCGCCGACCCCGGUGCCCAGUCCGCACCAGCACCAGCACCAACACCAGCAUCCGCACCAACUCCCUCAGCAGGGGGGGCUGAAGCUGCUGGAGUCGCGCGGCGGAGGGAAAUCCAAGAAGCACGUCGACAAAAGCAGCGUCGAGUACCGACUGAGACGAGAGCGCAACAACGUGGCCGUGCGUAAAAGCCGAGACAAGGCCAAGCUGCGCAACCUGGAGACCCAACAGAAGGUGGUGGAGCUGAGCACAGACAACGACAAGCUGAGGAGGAGAGUGGAGCAGCUGAGCCGAGAACUGGACACGCUGCGUGGGAUCUUCAGACAGAUCCAGCCCGAAGACUCCUACAAACACAUCAGCAGCUGAGGGACCGGGUCGGACCAGGAUCCUGGACAUUGACUGAAACUGGAUCUGGACCAAUGCUGGAUCAGAUAUUAAAGCCGUCUCUUGCCUGUGCCUGUUUUUUUUCUUUUCUGGCAGAUGAUUGGAGCUGAGACGGACUGAGGCAAAAACUGUAGUUUUCUAAGGACCAGGAAAAUCACCAGGAAAAAGCAGAAAACUUUGAAAACUGACCUUGAGGCAGAGGAAAGUUCUAAUGAGAUCACGUGAUGGUCUGACACCAGCAGGUGAGGACAGAGUUGAGGGAGUUCAGGAACCAGAACCUUCCACCACUAACA